UUCGCCGAACAAUAGUGAGGGAGAAGAGGUACCACAUACUUUCUCUUAAGCAAAACAGUUUAUAACAGGCACCCAACUUGAAGCACCUUCCUCAUUUACCCCGCCGCGUGGCAGUCAUUAAGUAUAACUAUCUACGAUUUACUGUGAAUGUCAGUUUAGAACGUAGACUUACUCUAUUGCUCUAUCUGAGCUAUGGCGAACAUCGUAGUUGUCGGUGCUGGCGUCUCUGGACUCACCACUGCGCUCCUUCUCUCCAAGAACCCCGCAUAUAAUGUCACGAUCGUAGCCAAACACAUGCCCGGUGACUAUGACAUCGAAUAUACCUCCCCAUGGGCUGGAGCCAACUUUUCCCCACACACAAACGAUGAAAGGGGUCCCUGGGAGAGAAACACCUUCCCCGAGCUCUACCGCCUCGCCAACGACGUCCCAGAAUCAGGCAUCCACCUCCAAGAUUCCCUAGUCCUGAACCGCACCAAAGACCUCGAGUCCGGUGCAGCUAUGAGCUUGUCCGCCGACCUAAACCCCUGGUACAAAGACGUAGUCCCCGACUACCGCGUCGUCCCUCUCUCCGAGCUUCCCCCAGGCUACGACUCUGGCCUCCGCCAUUCCUCGGUCUGUAUCAACACCGCCAUCUAUCUCCCCUAUCUAGUUGGCCAAUGCCUAGCAAACGGUGCCCGCAUAUCCCGCGCGGAGCUUUCCCACAUUGCAGAUGCAGCAUCACUACACCACUCCGGUAAACCCGCGGACCUCGUGGUAAACUGCACUGGCCUCCUCGCGUCGAAGCUGGGUGGUGUGAUGGAUGCCAAGGUUGUCCCAGUGCGUGGCCAAACGGUCGUAGUCAGGAAUGAAGCUACCCCCAUGAUCGCAACAUCAGGGACCGACGACGGCCCAGACGAGCUAUGCUACAUAAUGCAGCGCGCAGCUGGUGGAGGCACCGUUCUCGGCGGGACGUACAUAGUAGGUAGUUGGGAGGCCGCGCCGGAUAUGGAGACUGCAGCGAGGAUUAUGAAGAGGGCUGUUGAGGUGUGUCCGGAGCUUGCGGGGGGGAAGGGCGUAAAGGGGUUGAGUGUCGUUAGGCAUGGAGUUGGGUUGAGGCCGGUGAGGGAGGGGGGGGUGAGGGUUGAGAAGGAGAAGGUGGAUGCAGUGUGGGUGGUGCAUAACUAUGGGCAUGGGGGGUGGGGGUAUCAAGGAUCGUAUGGGUGUUCGCAGAGGGUUGUGGAGCUUGUUGGGGAGGCUCUGGCUGCGUGAGGGGUAGUGUGAGAGCUUAAAUUAGGGUUAUAAUGGUAUGUUAGACUCGUUUUUCUAACAUAGGGGCAUUGGAUGCAAUGAACUGUUGCGCACAAGCAUGGCCAUAAUGGCCAUCGUUAUAAGUUUACUGAAAAGGACAAAAAGCAUAGCUAAACCUCAAGCGUGGUCGACGAGAUACAAGGAAACAAUCCCUCCCAGACCUGCAACAACACCGAGUAACCAGAACGGCAGUCCAACAUAACCUAUUUGGAGCCCAAAUCGAAACAGCGGCCCCGAGACUGCAGGUCCUAAAGUUCGUGCGAGGCAUCCAAGCGAAGCAGAAGCUCCAUUGACUGUCGCCAAGCAGAUGGGCGAAGGCACCGUGCUUUUAAGGCUGUACGUAGGCUACUUGCCACUGCAUGCACCCAGAGGAUUAUCAACAUUGUCGGCAGACCAGUCUAGGUACUCCAAGUAGCAGUGAAUGGCAAGAGGUAGUAAAGAAACAUUAGUAUGACAAAUACUGCUCUACAACUCUGAAGCGCGCCGUGCCUAUCAAUUAUUCUUGGCACAAGUAUUUGGCCGCCGAUAGCAGCUGCAGCUUGAGAAAGAAGGACGUUGCUAGUAUUCAUGGUGUCGAGCCCGAAUCCGCCCUUAACUCCUAGUAUUCCUCUUAUCACUUCGGAGCCUCUGGUCAAGUUCAGCGGUUGGUCAGGUCCUGAUGGUGUUGCCAGAAAGACGGGCACUAUGGCAAGAGUUGAGAUUUUGAGGAAUCCUUGGAUAGCGACGGAGAGUAUCUGAAGCUUUACUUGUCUGGUAAACGCCGAUGGUGGUUUGACUCCUGGUUCUUCAAAAGCUUCAGUUGGGGAUGCUGGGACCGCUGGUGCCUCGACAUCUGUUUCGUCAGCCCUAAGAGAAGUAUAUGUGCCUUCGCCGGAACUCCAGCCUGUACCCCUGAAAAUAUUUCUAAUGCGGCUAACCAAUAUCCAUCUGAUGUCAACUUGGUCCCGAAAUUCAGGGUGGACCUCUUCCAGGCAAAACAGUGCGAGGGUACAGCUACUCAGGAGAAACAUCACGACAACAAGGUUUGGCAAUAAGUACGGAAAUUUAUCCCAUAUUGUUCCUUCGUGGAAGAGACAGGGAUAAUUUUUGACUGGCUCGGCCAGAUAGCCUCCAAUUACUGG
Messenger RNA from Pseudogymnoascus verrucosus, 2408 nucleotides. RefSeq lists its product as uncharacterized. Gene Ontology annotation, molecular function: FAD binding; D-amino-acid oxidase activity. NCBI's taxonomy places the organism in Eukaryota, Fungi, Ascomycota, Leotiomycetes, Thelebolales, Thelebolaceae. The record is from RefSeq and is a predicted model, not a curated record. Bases 193 to 1248 code for a protein of 351 amino acids. The transcript has 6 exons.